Molecule: messenger RNA, 4625 nt
Organism: Pantherophis guttatus
Lineage: Eukaryota; Metazoa; Chordata; Lepidosauria; Squamata; Colubridae
Product: E3 ubiquitin-protein ligase NRDP1-like
Biological process (GO): regulation of canonical NF-kappaB signal transduction
Cellular component (GO): plasma membrane signaling receptor complex
Molecular function (GO): zinc ion binding
Source: RefSeq, a predicted model, not a curated record
AUCUGCGUCCGCUUUUGUCUUGCUGGCUGCGGAGCGAGUGAUACGUUGUAGAUUCAGCGGUUGGACCUGGCUUUGAAGGGGAGCCUUACAAUUGUGUUAAGAACUCCCAAUAUUCCAGCCAGGGUUUCUGCCUGAACUGAAAUUGUAGCCACAAAACAUCUGGAGGUUAUAAAUUAUAAGUUUCAGGUUAACUGUGUUUGAGAAAAAUGGGCUAUGACAUGGAUCGCUUUGUUGGUCAUGUCAAUGAAGGGCUGAUCUGUUGCAUUUGCCGAGGUGUGCUCCAAGAUCCUCUGCAAGCUCCUUGCGAACAUGCCUUCUGCACUUCCUGCAUCUAUAGAUGGCUCCUUCAACACAACAGUUGCCCAGAGGAUCGCCAGUCUCUUGAUUUGUCUGUCCUUCGACCACUGUACAGGUACAUGAGGAAUGAUCUUAAUCAACUUCAGCUUCACUGCACAAACAAAGACCGUGGCUGUGAAAUUGUGUGCUCACUAGAAUCCAUUGACAGUCAUGAAUGCGACUGUGAAUACAGCCAGAUACCCUGUCCAAAUAAUGCUUGUCCAGUCCAAGUUGAACGGCGUAACUUAUAUAGUCAUGUGGCAUCGUGUGAAUUUCGUGCUCAUGAAUGCCCCAAUGGCUGUGGAUAUAUCAUUCUUGGUCCUGAUGAUGCCCAGCACAACUGUGUGGCAGAACUGAGAACUGAACUAGAGUUACUCAGUACUGUCAAAAUAGCUAUGCCACAGAAAGCACAACUUCCGGUUGACUCACAGAGCCAGGAGGCUUCUUUGAGAGAGCUCAAAGAAUUUAUAAAAGAAGCCAUAAAUAAACAAAUGGACAACCUAACAGUAAUUAUGGAUGGGAAAUUGAAACAAUUUACAGAGGAUAUAAAUGCAAUGUUAACAGAUGUUGUGGAAGAAAAGCAUAAUGAAAUAGAUGAUAUCAUUCUAGCAGCCUCAGGGCUGACAAAACAUCUUGUUCAGCUGGAGGAAAGAGUAGAAGAGAUUAAUGAUGCCAAUUUGAAUUUGGAAAAUAAAGUAGGAGAAAUGAUGACUAAAACAGAGGAGGUGGAUGAUGAACUUGUUAUGUUACAAUAUAGAUCCAUGGAAUUUGCUUUGAGACUGAGAGGUUUGAAAGAAAAUAGCCAUGAAAAUUUAAAGGAUAUCUGUGCUAAUGCUAUAGCAGAGAUAAUUAAAGAAAGAUCAGAAGAUGUGGCAAUUCAAAUUGACAAAAUUUAUAGGGUCAAUUCCUGGAUGGCAAGACAAAGGCAGCUACCAAGAGAUGUGGUGAUCUAUUUUACAACCAGGAGGAUUAGAAAUGAUAUUUUACAAGCUUCAUACAAGAAUAAGAUUCAAGUGGAUGGACAAGAAUUAGUGGUUUUGAAAGAGAUUCCUCCUAAAAUGCUAAGAGCUAGAAAGGACUUUGGUUUCUUGGUAAAUGAACUGAGAAACCAGCAAGUCCAGUACAGAUGGGACAUCCCAAAGGGUCUAAUAGUGACUUAUGGUGGACAAAGACACCGUUUAAAUACAGUAUGGAAGGCAAAAGAUUUUUAUGUCAACGUACUAAAGGCUGGAUAUCCACCUUCACCAGGAGGGGGCAGAAAGAAAAUGGAGAUGAUACAACAAGAGAAAGAUGGAAAGCAGAUACAAACUUAUGCUGAAGCUGCAGCUGGAGGAAUCACCACGGAAGAAGAUUUAUUGCAAUCUGGGGGCCCAUCCCCAACUCUUGAACCAUCCAAGAAGAUAGAGGAACCAAGAGAACAACGAAUGACACGAGCAACCUACAAACGUCAAGAGCAACAACUAAAAGUGCAACAAUCUCAAGUCUCAUCUCAAGAAUUCAAAAAAACAGAAGCAGUGGGAGGAGCUAGGCCGAAGAGUAAGAUGGAGCACGAACUUCAGCUGUGGCUUUCGAAGCUUCGAGGAGCCAAAGAUGGCAACUAAAUUCCUAUCCUGGAAUGUUAAUGGCUUAAAUUCGCCACAAAAAAGAAGGAAAGUAUUUCACUAUUUGAAACAAUUUAAGAAUGACGUUAUUUGUUUGCAGGAAACACAUAUUAGAUUAUCAGACCAAAAAUAUUUGAUAAAUUCAAGAUUAGGUGCACACUUUGUGGCAUCAGCAACAGAGAAGAAAAAUGGAUUAGUUAUAUAUGUGAAGAAAGGACUAUCCGCUAAUUUAAUCGAGGCAGACACUCAAGGUAGAUAUAUUGCAACUGAAUUAUUAAAUGACUGGAAAAAUACUUUUAAUUGGGAUAUAUGCACCCAAUCAACAACAAGACAAAUUUUAUAAAUUUUUACAUACCAAAAUAAUACAAUGGGAUUACAAAUCUUUUAUAUUAAUGGGUGAUUGGAAUGCAGUAAUAGACACACAGAAAGACAAAAAAAGCUUGUCCAAGAUUUCAACACGUGCGAAAUUACCUAAAUCCUUUUUUGAUAUGAUGGAAGAUAUGGAACUGAGAGAUAUUUGGAGAGAACGGAAUGCUGAGGAAAGAGAUUUUACUUUUUUCUCGGACAGACAUCAAUCUUUCUCUAGGAUUGAUUUUAUAUUAAUCACUAAUGAUCUUUUUUCUAGGGUGAAGAAGACGAAGAUAUGUCCAAGAACCUUAACUGAUCAUAGCCCGGUCUGGGUGGAAUUGGUACAGGAGAGGGGAGAAAGGAGGUCUUGGAGGUUAAAUGAAAAUUUAUUUAGAUAUGAAGAAAAUGUGAUUGAGCUUAAAAAACAAAUGAAAGAUUUUUUUUGCUAUGAAUAUGUAUAAGGGCACCUCUAUGGAAAUGGUAUGGGAUGCAAGUAAGGCCUAUAUGAGGGGAACUUUAAUACAUAUGAAUAAUAAAUAUAGAUUAAAACAACAAAAGAAGCGGAAAGAGAUAGAGGAGGAAAUAAAAAAGAAAGAACAAUUACUUAUAACUAAUCCAGGAGAUAAGAAAGUUAAAGAAACAAUAAACAUACUACGAGAGCAAUUUAAUAUGUUAAUGGCUGACCAGGUGGCAACUAAUUUAUAAUACGCUAAGCAUAAUACAUUUUGUAAUGCCAAUAAACCAGGUAGGUGGUUGACUUAUGCGUUGAGGAAAAAACAGAAAUCACGAGUUAUAGGGAAGAUAGAAUUUAGAGGUAAGGAAGUUUAUCAACAGAACAUGAUCAAAAAAGCUUUUUUAGAAUUUUAUACAAAGUUAUAUGCUAGUGAUUCAAUUCAAGAUAUAGAUAUAGAUAGAUAUUUAAGGGAAGAGAAUAUUCCAGCAUUAACGUUGGAACAGAGGGAAGGAUUGAAUCAACCAAUAACCUCUGAGUAGAUUAUUGCAGUAAUCAAACAGUUAAAAACAGGCAAGGCCCCGGGAACUGAUGGAUUAACAGCUGUUUAUUACAAGAAUUUACAGUUUGAAAUGGUAGAACCGCUUAGAGCUUUAUUUUGUAAAAUUCAAUCAGGGGGAGGAGUUCCACCCUCUUGGAGAACAGCUUUUGUUUCAUUAAUCCCGAAGGAAGAUCAAAAUUGUACCAAACCUGAAAAUUUUAGGCCAAUAUCACUACUUAACACUGAUUACAAAAUUUUUGCUAAGAUAUUAGCGAAUAGAUUAAUGCCAGUUAUACAACAAACAGUUCAUAAGGAUCAAUCAGGGUUUAUAAAAGGGAGGCAAAUGAAAUAUAAUGUUAGACAAAUCGUAAACUUAUUGGAAUACUUGGAAAAAAAUAACCAAGUCCCUGCAGCGUUUAUAUUUUUGGAUGCAGAGAAGGCAUUUGAUUGACUGAAUUGGCAAUUUUUGUUUAAGAUAAUAGAAAAAAUGCAUUUUGGAGAGUAUUUUAUACAAUCAAUUAGAGCGAUAUAUCAGGAACAAACAGCACAAAUAAUAGUUAAUGGAGGUUUAACAGAUGUUUUUAAAAUUGAGAAAGGAACAAGGCAGGGUUGCCCUUUGUCUCCAUUGUUGUUCAUUUUAACUCUAGAAGUUUUAUUGAAUAAGAUACGUGGAUCUGAUAAACUAAAGGGAAUUGUAAUUAGACAACAAGAGUAUAGGUUAAGAGCGUUUACAGAUGACUUGGUUGUUACUUUAUCUCGACCUAUAGAAUCGUCGCCACAUAUGUUGAAUAUAAUAGCUCAAUAGGGUAAGGUAUCUGGAUUUAGAGUAAAUCAACAUAAGACAAAGAUGAUAACCAAAAAUAUGUCUAUGUCUCAAAGAGAAGACUUGGGAAGAAUAACGGGAUUUGAAAUAGUUAAAAAGGUCAAAUAUUUACGAGUAUAUAUUGCAGCCUCUAAUACAAAAUUAUUUAAAAACAAUUAUGAAGUUCUUUGGCAAAAAGUGCAGAAAGAAAUGGAAAAUUGGAAAAAGUUACAAUUAUUUUUACUGGGAAGGAUAGCAGUAAUAAAAAUGAAUGUAUUACCUAGGUUUUUAUUUUUGUUUCAAAUGAUGCCAGUGCUUAAGAAAGAUGGAAACCUGAGGGAGUGGCAGAAAGGGGUUAAUACUUUUAUUUGGGGUGGGAAAAAACCAAGAAUAAAAUUGAAAAUUAUACAGGAUGUACGUGAAAGAGGAGGUCUUAAAAUGCCUAAUCUAAGAUUGUAUUAUGAAGCAGCUGUCUUAUCUCAAAUUAGUGAUUGGUUUAAUUUAACUGAAGAGAGAAUGUUAAAUAUAGAAGAUUAUGAUUUGUUA